Nannizzia gypsea CBS 118893 is the source of this 2058-nucleotide messenger RNA. Its product is annotated as AGC protein kinase. Gene Ontology annotation, biological process: protein phosphorylation. Lineage: Eukaryota; Fungi; Ascomycota; Eurotiomycetes; Onygenales; Arthrodermataceae. The record is from RefSeq and is a predicted model, not a curated record. Gene Ontology annotation, molecular function: ATP binding; protein serine/threonine kinase activity. The coding region runs from base 1 to 2058 and encodes 685 amino acids. The transcript is spliced from 4 exons. Gene Ontology annotation, cellular component: plasma membrane; nucleus; cytoplasm.
AUGACGCAGUUAUUCAACUCCUCCACUCCUACAAAUCCGAAUUCAGAGAAGCGGAAUUUCCCCGGCAUAUCGCUGACGGGAAAGAAGCAGGAGAAGCAUGAAAAGAAUGAGAAGCAUGAGAAACAUGAGAAACCCGCGAAUGAGUCCUCACAUUUCCCUACAAAACUACGGAAUUUCUUUCGAAUAAACAGCUCGUCGAAUACCAACUCGAACAGCCAAGGGGGCUCAGGCCAUAACUCCCACCAGAACAAGAGCUCCAACCUCGCUGUACCCAAGCAAGAGUCCAAGUUUCAGUCCAGGUUUCUCCCACACAUUGGCCGGAAUCGGUCAACUACUGUUGCCAGUGAGGGAAACCCGCUGGACGACGAUGGUGUGUCCCCGACGGCUCACGCAAAUCCAUACUUCGCGCAUCAGGGAUAUCCCGCCUUGAGACAUCGAAAUGAUGAUAGCGUUCCUUCGACCCCUCCCGAUACCCCUGGCAUUGGCAUACAUAUAGACGGAGCUCCUGGUGUAGAGCAGCCGACCGCAGCCAAUAAAGAGGAGCUGGCGAGAAAGCUAAGGAGGGUUGCCUCUGCACCCAAUGCGCAGGGCCUGUUUGUAACCGGGAAAUCAGACGAACGCCCUCGGACGGCUGAGCUGGGUAAAGAGCCUUUGGUCGAGCAGCCGGGAGAUACCGCGAAGCUAGGCUUCGUCGAGCAACCAGCACCGCAAAACCUCGCCGUCCCUGAUGCUGAUACCCUCGGUCCUAUUCCAGUACCUGGCCAAACACGGAGUAACGCUGGGUAUCGACGAACAUAUAGUUCGAAUUCAAUAAAAGUGCGUAAUGUUGAAGUUGGUCCUGGAAGUUUUGAUAAGAUCAAAUUGAUCGGCAAGGGAGAUGUGGGUAAGGUAUAUUUGGUCAGGGAGAAGAAGUCCCAAAGAUUAUACGCCAUGAAAGUGUUGAGUAAAAAGGAGAUGAUCAAGAGGAAUAAGAUAAAACGUGCGCUUGCAGAACAGGAGAUUCUUGCUACAAGUAAUCACCCGUUCAUAGUCACUCUUUAUCAUUCCUUCCAGUCGGAGGAACACCUCUAUCUUUGCAUGGAAUACUGCAGUGGUGGUGAAUUUUUCAGAGCCCUUCAAACGCGGCCUGGCAAAUGCAUCUCCGAAGAUGAUGCUCGGUUUUAUGCCGCUGAAGUGACUGCUGCUCUCGAGUAUCUUCAUCUUAUGGGUUUUAUCUACCGUGACCUUAAGCCAGAAAGUAUGGAAGCCAUGUCUGCUUUUUCUUCUUCUGGAGUCGUCGCUAACAUGUACCCAGACAUCCUCCUUCAUCAAUCUGGACAUAUAAUGUUAUCAGAUUUCGAUCUCUCUAAACAAUCCGGCCCCGGGGGUGCGCCAACCAUGAUCAUUGGCCGCAACGGAACUUCCGCCAGCUCACUGCCAACAAUUGACACCAAGUCAUGUAUUGCCGAUUUCAGAACAAACUCUUUUGUAGGCACCGAAGAGUACAUUGCACCAGAAGUCAUCAAAGGAAAUGGCCACACCAGUGCUGUGGACUGGUGGACAUUAGGCAUUCUUAUCUACGAGAUGCUUUACGGCACCACUCCGUUCAAGGGCAAGAACAGAAAUGCAACAUUUGCAAACAUCCUAAGGGAUGAAGUUCCGUUCCCUGAACAUGCUAACGCACAGCAACUUUCCAAUCUCUGUAAAGGGCUUAUACGCAAGCUUCUUAUCAAGGAUGAAUGCCGUCGGCUCGGCGCCCGCGCUGGUGCUUCCGACGUCAAAACUCAUCCUUUCUUCAGGCCAACCCAAUGGGCCUUGAUCAGACACAUGAAACCCCCUAUGAUACCCCACCAGGGUAGAGCAAUCGACACUGUCAACUUUAGAAAUGUCAAGGAAAGUGCUAGUGUCGAUAUUGGUGGUUCAAGUAACUUGACCGGUGUGCCAAUGGACUCUGGGUUGGCCACGCCGUCGGGAGAAGUUGCCGAUCCCUUCGAAGACUUCAACAGCGUUACCCUCCACCAUGACGGCGACUAUCAUGAUAAUCACCUGGUUGAUGAUAGUAACAUCCAUAAGAGCUGA